Sinocyclocheilus grahami is the source of this 1571-nucleotide messenger RNA. Its product is annotated as chloride intracellular channel protein 2-like. The coding region runs from base 148 to 867 and encodes 239 amino acids. Gene Ontology annotation, biological process: negative regulation of ryanodine-sensitive calcium-release channel activity; chloride transmembrane transport. Lineage: Eukaryota; Metazoa; Chordata; Actinopteri; Cypriniformes; Cyprinidae. Gene Ontology annotation, molecular function: chloride channel activity. The record is from RefSeq and is a predicted model, not a curated record. The transcript is spliced from 6 exons.
AGACAGCAGAAAGCAAGAGUCUGAAUAACUUUCACACAUUACAGCUGCUUACGAAUCUUUUGGGGAUCUUCAACUCUCUGGUUAAUUUGUGGAAUGUUUUUCACAGCGGUCUGGACUGACUAAAAUUGUUUUCCUGCUGAAAAAAAAAUGGCACUCAGACAAGACUCAGAUAAAGAACCACGAAUCGAGCUCUUCAUAAAAGCGGGUCAUGACGGAGAGAAUGUGGGGAACUGUCCCUUCUGCCAGAGACUCUUCAUGGUUCUUUGGCUGAAAGGAGUGAAGUUCACAGUAACCACUGUUGACAUGAGGAAGAAGCCAGAAGAGCUAAAAGACUUAGCUCCAGGUACCAACCCUCCUUUCCUCCUGUACAAUGGCACGCUGAAGACCGACUUCAUUAAGAUCGAAGAGUUCCUGGAGACCACCCUCGCCCCUCCCCGCUAUCCUCAUCUCAGCCCCCGCUACAAAGAGUCUUUUGAUGUUGGCGCUGACAUUUUUGCCAAGUUCUCCGCGUUCAUCAAGAACAGCCCAAACAAUGCUUUCCACGAAAAAGCCUUAUUGAGGGAGUUUAAGCGCCUGGAUGACUAUCUGAACACUCUGCUUCAGGAUGAGCUGGAUCAAAACCUCAGCGAAUCCAAAAGAAAGUUCCUUGAUGGCAACCGCUUGACACUGGCAGACUGCAACUUGUUACCAAAGCUGCACGUCAUCAAGGUUGCUGCCAAAAAGUAUUGUAAUUUUGAGAUUCCUGCUCAGUUCACUGGAGUGUGGCGUUACCUGCAGAAUGCAUAUGAGAGAGAAGAGUUCAGCCAGACCUGUCCAGCUGACAUUGAAAUUGAGAAAGUCUAUCUGAGUGUGGCCAAGAGGAACUGAGCUUCAGAUUAAUGAAAUUGAGAAAGCCUAUCUGAGUGUGGCCAAGAGGAACUGAGCUUCGGAUUAAUGAAGCGAUAUUGUGAUUAAAAUGUUUAAAUAGUGUAAAUAAAACUAAAUAAAAGGUUUAUAGCCAUCUACAUAGUUGUAGUUCACAGGUAUGGAAAUCUAUUACAGUGAAGACAAAAAAAAAACCACACCACAACACACAAAGUUUGCUUUCAUUGUGCCUGCGAUCUCAAAGCCCAUUAGAUUUACUAGAAUACUACAGUCAAAUAGGCUUUAUUCUGGUAGUUUUAGAGGUUAUAGGAUCCUUUGCAAGUGAUCUUGAGCACAACAGUCAACAGAGUUGUGCUUUUAACUGCAUAUCAUAUGUAAUAGUUUUUUUGUGCAUAUUUGUGUAUAUAUGUAUUUUACAUUCAUUAGGGCGUAUUCGGUUACAUGUAAUGUAUACCUAAAAAGUCUAUGUGUUUUAAUCAUCUGUAGGAUUGAGCUAAAAACACUGUAGAGACAAAAGUUUAGUCAAAUCACGCGCAGAACUGGAGUCAGUGAGUCAUGCGGCAGUAAUGGUUGUUUUGUAUUAAGGGUUAUUGUGAUGGAUGGAUGAGUUGCACAGACACCAUUGUUAGACUUUGUGAUUGUUUAAGAAAGAGAUUAAACUGCUUUCUUUCAGAUUUUACUUAAAAAUAAAAUUAAUAUCAAACACA